CCUAAGUACAUACUCUUAGUGGUUUGUUUCAAUUGGGCUGGAAUCGAUCCGGAGAGAGUACUUAGCGAUGCACGUCAUCGUCUCCUCUGUAAGACUAGCGCUGGUUUCCGCUGAUUUCCUGCGAGCACGAUCGUUUUCCAUUUCUCUCUAUUGCUAUCAGCAGUCUCCUCACUGUCGAUCUCGACUGAUACUGUUUAUCUAGAGCAGCACUCGCAAGCUUCACAGUUCGGUUGUUCACAAUUGCUGGAUCGUACAUACCUAUACUUCCCGGAGCAAUCUGAACAUGAGCCACCGCCACUUGCGAGGAGGCUGCGCUUGCGGUCGAAACCAAUACAUGAUUAUAGUACCUGAAGGUGUCACAGAGGAAGCUGCCCAGGUUUAUUUUGACAGUGGUAGAGACCACCGUCGAUCCAUCGGCGCACCACUUUCAGUCUGGCUGCGAGUUCCGUUGGCGUGGUAUCAAUCAAACACACGAUCCUAUUAUCCAGACGAAUCUCACAACUCUAUCCGUCGUACAUUCACUCCUCUACACGCUCCUCAUAGCCAGCGUAGCUUCUGCGGUUUCUGCGGCACUCCUUUGACAUACUGGACAGAACUGCCACCCGAGGAGGCGGACUUUAUGUCUAUAUCGGUUGGCAGUCUACGUGGAGAUGACCAAAGGCUAUUGGAGGAUCUCAAGCUCCUUCCAGAUGAUGUGGAUGACGAGGCACUGGAUGCGCAGGCGGCCAUAACUAGGAGAAACCCCCCAUUGUCUGCUCCCACCGUAUCAUCCACUGCCGACGUUUCAGACUUCUCGAGAAGCUACAGUCAGGGCACCGUAGGCGGUAUUCCGUGGUUUGAGGAAAUGAUCGAGGGUAGCCGCCUAGGUCGCUUGAUGAGGAGUCGACGAGGAGUCGGUAGGAGCGAUGACCAGGCCACCACAAUCGAAUGGGAGAUCACGGAAUGGCGUGAUGAGGGACCUACUGAGGAGCUGGAAAUCAAUACUGACUCUUCAACUCGAAAUGUUAUCUCAAAGAGGAAGCAUGAACAAACUACAGGGGAAGGUCGCUCAUCUCAGUUCCGGACGGACUUAUAAGUAUCUCCAAGGGCUGAUAAUACACAAGGCCUGUUAACAAGCCCUUGUUCUGUACCUUGUGUGUUUUGAUCUGUGGUUGACAACAAAAUUGCUGCAGGCACUCUCAAGUUCGGGAGAUUGGGUUUCCUGCAGCUAUUUAUCUCGCGUUCUGCAUUACAGCGGAUGUAUUAUAAUGGAAAAAAAAAAAAAGAAAAGAGACCCA
Molecule: messenger RNA, 1277 nt
Organism: Paecilomyces variotii
Lineage: Eukaryota; Fungi; Ascomycota; Eurotiomycetes; Eurotiales; Thermoascaceae
Exons: 3
Coding region: 284-1075 (263 amino acids)
Source: RefSeq, a predicted model, not a curated record